Molecule: messenger RNA, 1575 nt
Organism: Paramacrobiotus metropolitanus
Lineage: Eukaryota; Metazoa; Tardigrada; Eutardigrada; Parachela; Macrobiotidae
Exons: 5
Coding region: 243-1184 (313 amino acids)
Source: RefSeq, a predicted model, not a curated record
GUGACUUUCUUUCCUAAAAAAAAUAUAAAGUAUCGCACGGAAAGCUGGCUCUGCUGCUAUCGUAUUGAGUAAUACUAAAUAUUAAACUUGUGUACUUAUGCGUUUUGUCUUAUAUGUACGGACAAAAUCUUGAUCCCAAAUAAAAUAUAGAUGGAUAAGUGAUUGGUAACUCACCAUUAAAUUUUUGCUUCUUUACGGAUACAGACUGAAACGUAGAACUUGCCUGAAAAAUACAUAGAUCCAUGUUGACUGCAAAUAUGGAGAACGAAACUUUACGUAAAGAAAUAAAUCAUUACAUAAAACGUCAUGAUUUGAUGCAUCUUUUUGAACGACUGACCGCGUCCAUCAUGUUUGAUCGCCCAGAUGAUCUUAAUAGCUACAUUUGCGAGUGGCUUAUACGACUAUCGGGUAGUGCAGCUGAACAAAACAUUUCUUGUGAAGAGCAGACAGAAAGGAUUUCCAAACACAAAAAUACACAGCCACAAUCAUUCGAUAACGUUUCCCGUUUCUCGGAGUCGCUCUUACAUCUGACUUCCGAUUACGCUCCAGUAGAGCCAGUGCGCACUUCCGAGGGCAACCUUCCAGCACCUAAUUCAUCAUCGAAUUCACAGUUUACCCCGUUUUUGUUAUCGCCAGAAAAUAUCAGCACAUUUUACAGUAUUUUAGACCCACUCAACUCUGGAGGAAUAGCGGCCGCACAUUUUCGGGAAGUGGCUCACUUGCUUGAUCUGGAGCAAUAUAUCGACUGGAACAGCGUUAGCCAGGAAAUUGACCGGGAUUUGUUCUGCGAGCAGCUUGCUUCCGCAUUAUCCACCGAUCUGUCGUCACUGCGUAUAAAAUCCGGCAAACUGAGUCCUGAACCUGAUCCAGAAGGAACGCCUACGGAAGAUAAGGACAUACCGCAAUCAACGAAUGUGAACAACGAAGAUUUCGGAGAUGAACAACUGGCGCUGUGGGCCGGCAAUAUAUCCGAUGCUGACCUUACUGGCGCGACUGGAGUUGGGUUUUACGAAGGGGAUGACCAUCCUGGCCCAGGGAUGGAGGAUCUGCGUGAUGCUUCCUCGCUUGAUUCCCGGAUAACGAAUCCGGAUGAUAGCACCGGCAUCAACAAUGUUGACACAGACCCGGAUACUGCUCGUAGUAAUACUCGUGGUGAUACAGAAUUACGAAAGUCAAAAAGCUAGCUAGAUGCAUUUCUUGCAUACGAUCGCGAUACUUUACCUUAAUUGGCGAUUUGUUUGCAACAUACACGCAGCUGACAGAUUACAUUUAUUGAAAUCACUUGCUUGUCUGGUUGGUUUUUGGCUGUGGCGAUGGUGUUUGUUUUGUCCUUAAUUAGCGCAUGCUGCAAUAGCCAUUUGUAGCUACGGUAGUGAAUACUAGAGUAGGAUGAAUACUAGAAGCAUCACUUAAAUUUGGCUGUGUCCAUGAAUUUGCAGUUUUCACGUAGGUAGCAUCAGCAGCCCGUUUUCGAAUCCUUGCUUGACAAAUUUUACGUUAACUAAAUAAAUGCAUUAACCUGAAGUUAACAGUUAAUAGUUAUUAACAAACGUAUUAAACGAAACUAUUCGUUCA